GCAAGGUAAGUGUUAUCAGCUGGAGCGGAUGAAGGCGAGAUGAGCGGCAGAGUCGGAGACCUCAGCCCCAGACAGGCCGAGGCUUUAGCGCAGUUUCGUGAGAAGAUACAAGAUGUACUGCCACAGUGUCCUUCUCAGAGUGACCACUUCAUGCUGCGCUGGCUUAGAGCCAGAAAUUUCAAUGUGCAGAAAGCUGAAACAAUGCUACGAAAGCAUUUGGAGUUCCGGAAACACAUGAAGGCUGACACUAUCAUUACUGACUGGAAGCCUCCUGAGGUUUUAGAGAAGUACUUCUCUGGAGGCAUGUGUGGCUACGACCAAGAAGGCAGCCCUGUGUGGUAUGAUGUCAUCGGACCAGUGGAUCCAAAAGGUCUCCUGCUGUCUGCCUCCAAGCAGGACUUCAUGAAGUGUAAAGUUCGAGACUGCGAGAUGCUGCAGAAGGAGUGUGACUUACAGAGCGUCCGGUUGGGAAAAAAUGUGGAGUCCAUAACAAUGAUCUAUGACUGUGAGGAUUUGGGCCUGAAGCAUUUGUGGAAGCCUGCUAUAGAACUGUAUGGAGAGGUUCUGACCAUGUUUGAGGACAACUAUCCUGAAGGACUCAAGAGGUUAUUUGUAAUAAAAGCACCCAAACUGUUUCCUGUGGCCUACAAUCUGGUGAAACAUUUUCUGAGUGAGGAGACUAGACGCAAGGUCAUGGUUCUGGGAUCGAAUUGGCAAGAGGUGUUACGGAAACAUAUCGACCCCGAGGAGCUACCAGCCAUUUAUGGGGGAAAAUUGACUGACCCCAAUGGAGACCCCCGCUGCAGAACUAGGAUUCAGCAAGGAGGGCAGGUGCCCCAGUCUUACUAUGCACGGGAGUUCAUCAAAGUGCAAUAUGACCAGUGCGUGUCCAUCAGCCGCGGCUCCUCCCACCAGCUGGAGUAUGAGAUCCUGGCACCGGGCUGCGUGCUCAGAUGGCAGUUCUGCUGUGAGGGAGCAGAUGUGGGCUUUGGAGUCUUCUUGAAGAAGAAGCUGGGGGAGUGGAUGAAGGCAGGUCAGAUGCAGGAGGUUGUGCCCAAUCAGCGUUACAAUGCACACCUGGUACCUGAGGAUGGAUCCCUUACCUGCACAGAACCAGGAGUGUAUGUGCUGCGAUUUGACAACACUUACAGCAUCUUUCAGUCCAAAAAAGUCAGCUUCACUGUGGAGGUCCUUCUGCCUAGUAAUGACAGCCAGUCAGAGCCUGGGAUGAGCAAAGCGUCAGAACAGGAAGCCCCCAGUAGCCAAUAGGAUGUGGCUGUGGAACUGUUGGUUUGGAGACUGAGACUAUUACUGCAAAGCAAACCAGCACUUGAAGUGGCAUGUCCUGCACAUGACAUUACAUGAAAAGGGUUUGGAGCUGUAAUUACUACAAAGUGGAUAAAGUAACGAAAACGUUUAAGGCAGAGAACACGGCUGUGUUGACGUCAUUUCCUAUAAAUCCUCCUGUCUAAAUGAAAAUUUGCACAAGCUCAAAGUUAUGAGAGCGUUAUUAUCCUACUAAUACAUUCCAGAGCCCAGAUCAUUUUACAGUGUGUUUAUUUGGAUUGGGGAGAUUUCUCUGCAGCUGUACUGAUACUAAGUGCGGUACUAAGACUGGAAGAGUCAGUUUAUGUAUAGCCAAUGCAAAGCAACACAAAAAUCUGGGGUCUCAUUUAUUAACUGUGCAUGCGCACAGUUUGUGUUGACCUCACAUGCUCAUGUUCAUAUAGAUAGAACUUGAUUUAACUUCAUUUAUGCAUGUGAACGUUCAUAUGUAUAGAACUACUCCUGAUGAUCAUACAGAAAUCCCAAGUGAUAGAAAGGUAAAGUACAAGAAAACUCAUGAAAUGAUCAAAGUCCCAGCAAUUAUCUGCUGUUUCUGUUCCUGAUUGAUGACUAUUGUACCGAAACCAUGGAGGCUAAGAAAAACGAUGGAAGUGCAUUCAAGUGUCUACAUUACACUCAUCCCUAAUGACUUUUUCCCACUACUGCGGUUUGCCAGAUGGUUAACAUAUGGGGAAAUGAACACUAGUUUAAACCAACAGGGUGUUUAAACAUCCUUAUAGUUAGGGUGGUCAAAACUUGUGUAACCUGUUAAGUGUAGUCAAGUUUAUUGAUUUUUUUUUUUUUUUUUUGUACUGUUUUUCAGUAUUUUUCAUUGACUUACAUCUUAAAAACACUUCAGAUCAACUUCUGCCCUGCUCCACUGUUUUUCUGCUAGUCCACUGUUGUCUAAUGCGCACCGAUAUAGAAUGUUCUACACAUGCUUUGAUGAAUGAGACUAUUAAUAACUGGUAUUAUUAAUUAUGAGGAAUAUGGGUCUUUGGAUAUACAGUGACUUAUAUGUGAUAUAACUUGAUAAUUAUAUUGUUGUUCCAUUAAUACAGUAGGCCAGAGCAUUAAAGCUGCUUAUCUUAAAGUAACCACACGCUUGAAGUUUAGAGCUGUAAUCUAGUUAUAUUCAGCAUGGACAUAGUGAAAAAAUACUGAAGUUCCUCCAAGUCUUUAAUAUACACUGUGUACUCCUUAGGAACAAUCUAAAGAGGUGUCAGGUUUUAUCCCCAUCCCUGCAUAAGACUACCUGGAAAAGAACAUUCAGAAAUAGAGGUGCUGAUGGAAAUUCCAGAAACAGAAGGUUUAAAUGCCAGAAGAGGAGAUCACAGGUUGACUCAGCAUGGCAGUAUGACCACAGGAGUACUUGUGCACCUACAGACUGGGACACAAAUUGGCCCAAAGAGAUUCUUUUAUUUUAUUUUAUUUUUUAGGUAGUUAUUUUUAUGCUUGCCCUUUCAUCUUGCCCCGUUGUUCCAACAGCAUUUUUUUAACCCAUCUGUAGAGAUGGAGGCAUCAUAGUGAGGUUCAGGCCAUCCAAAGCUGCCAAAAUUAGUAGAGGACUGCAGUGUGAAUGAAUUCUAGCAAAAUAUUGCCUUUUAUUCAUUUUCAAAAUGGACAGUUAAUCUUUUUUUUUUUUUUUUAUGUACUUGCUGUUUUAACAGACUUAAGAAUCUGUUUUUUUUUCCUUCAGGAUAGUUACAAAGAAUGUAUUUUAAAGUACUCUGGAUUGCCGUCCUGAUGGCUGAUGUGAAGAUUUCAUGUUUUGUUAGUCCUCAGGUGUCAUUACAUAUGGUUGGACUGACAGUGCAAGCACUUAUUUUCUAAUUGCAGUUAUAAUUAAUAAUAUUUCAGUAAAUGCUCGAGUAGAUCAGUGCCUGUUGUCUGCAGACCUGCUGUCUGAUCAGUGUGCAUCUUUCAUUGUGUUCUGGUAAUUCAUAAAUUGCCUUAAAUUAUUUUGGAUUUGUUAAAUUAAAUGCUGGUAUUUAAAUCACGGCA
Pygocentrus nattereri (red-bellied piranha) is the source of this 3330-nucleotide messenger RNA. Its product is annotated as SEC14-like protein 2. The transcript has 13 exons. Bases 40 to 1269 code for a protein of 409 amino acids. Lineage: Eukaryota; Metazoa; Chordata; Actinopteri; Characiformes; Serrasalmidae. Gene Ontology annotation, cellular component: cytoplasm. The record is from RefSeq and is a predicted model, not a curated record.